CCAGCCAGUGCACCUGAGACAGCUGCAAGGAAGAGAUCUCCAGUGCUGCCCAGUGCCCCCCACAUCCCUCCUCCCCUCCAUGUGGUGCUGAAGGACAGCUCUCCAGAAGACCCCCACUUACCCCAGAAGAGGGGUGGGAUUACCCAGGCUGUCUCAUUGCCCUUGUGUGCUGCUGUGUGCCUCUUCCCCAUUCAUAUGCCCUCCCUCCCCUGAUGGGUCUUCUGCACUAGCCCUGCCACCAACACAGGAGGACAAGGAUGAAAAAGAGCUUUCUGGUGCCAGAGAUUAAACCCUUGGAUGUAUAUGAUGUGCAGCAGGCCAGGACCUCUGCCUCCCUCGGCUGGCUCAUCUCCAAAUGCUACAGCAGAGAUGUGCCGGAAGAACUGUGCUCGCCCUGCUACACCGAUCAGUAUGAACAGGAGCAUGUAAAGCCAGCGGUGAUCAGCCUCCUGUUGUCCGCUGAUGUGUACUGCAGAGCAUACCGCAGAGCAUUGCCUCACGAAAGCUCCCCUCCGAGGGACAAUGCCGGCCUGCUGCUCCUCCUGGCUCGGAAGGGGUUCCCGCCUGUGCACCAGGGAGAGCCCGUGAAGACCAGUGAUCUGAGGGAGAAGCCCAUUCGUAUGGCUGCCCAUCUCGCUGUGAUUGAUUCUAUGAUGAUUGUAUGUUUAAGUCACUGCGCAGAGUCUCUUCCUUCCACCGAGGAGCCUGGAUUGGGAGGCUUGGAGAUUAAGUUGCUUUCUUGGGUUGACAAGAUAAAUCGCCAGUUGCUGGAAGAAGCCGAAAGGGAACAAGGUCAGAAGCAGCUCUCAGCCCCAGAGGGUCCAAACCAGGCUGGGAUCCGGUAUCGGAAAGACAAAGCUCUAUCCAGACAGACCCCAUGCUUUACAUCCGUAUCAUCCUUGAGAGACUUGUCUAAUGGGAGUGCCCUGGCUGCCAUGAUUCACUAUUACUGCCCAGCUGAGCUCAGACUGCAGGAUGUCUGUUUGAAGGAUACAAUGUCAGUAGCUGACAGUCUCUACAACUUGCAGCUCCUGAGAGACUUCUAUGCCAACCAUCUGCCACCAUCUUGCCCACUUUCCCUGGAGGACCUCCUGUAUGUGCCCACUGCCUUGAGGGUAAAUCUCCUUUCACUAUUAGCAGACCUGUACUACUGUUUUGAAGUAGCCAAACCCGACUUUGUGCAACCCAAAGAUUUGCAGCCCGGGAACGAGAGUACAACACCUUCAAGUGCAUACAGUGGGGGGGGUUCUCCAAUAUUUACCUUCAAACCAGGAACCACAGGAUCGUUGCCUCACUCGUCAUCAAUGUCCCACAUGGAUGGGUUUGCAAAGACGUGGACGAAAAACCCAUUAAGUCAUCCUCUGUCUCAAGCAGUCUCCUUUAGUAUACCAUUUGGGCUUGACAGUGAUGUUGACAUAGUAAUGGGGAACCCUGUAAACAUUCUUCGCUCUGUUAGCUCAGACAGCCUAACUGCUCCAGUCUACGCUCCAUCCUCACCAAACUGUGUUACAAGAGCUACGUAUACCCCUACUGAGGAUGCAGCAGAAUUUCCGAUGCAACCCCGCACCUUCAAAAAAGUCCCAUUAACUGGGAAGGGAACCAAUGACCUGCAGGUUCAGGAGAAACCAGGUGGAGGACAAGGAACACAGACAGAUCUCCCAACAAUUGAGGAAGCUCUGCAAAUCAUCCACAGUUCUGAAACCAGGCUUCUACCAGAGGGAGCACCAGAUGGUUUCUAUCUUCACUCACCAGAGGAAUCUAAGCCAUCCAAGGUGGAAGAAGAACCUGUCCCAAACUUGGGUGUUUACAGGACUCAUGAUGGUUCUAGAAGGCUCUCGAGAGAUGAUGACUCUGUCCUGCGAGAUAAUAGCUUGGAUUCUGAUGCAGAGGAGACCAGACAAACUCAAGAAUCCAGUAGAAGCUCACUCAGCUCCCAGGCUGAUUCUUCUGCUGGGUCUGGUGCAAAGAUGACAAGUUUUGCUGAACGCAAGAAGAAACUUGAUGCCAAAGUUAACCCAGAUGGUUCCCCAUCCUCAGUACCUAAUAAUUCUCCUAAUACAACCACAUGGGCACAAAAAGCUGAGGAAUCUCCAGUUAAGAGCCCAGCCUUGAACUCUGAGAUGAACCAGCUUGGCGCUAGGCUUGAAGAGAAAAGAAGGGCUAUUGAGGCCCAGAAAAAAAGAAUAGAAGCUAUAUUUGCGAAGCAUCGACAACGUCUUGGAAAGAGUGCCUUCCUCCAGUUAAAAAGGAGAGAAGGAGAAGAAGAUGGAGAUGAAGGACUGGACGAUUUGAAGUUAUCCCCAGAUGAAGGGCUUCCUAAAGAAAGUGAAGAUGAAAAACUUAAGACAUUAAGUGAAGGAGAAGAGAAAAAUAAUGGAAGGACACCUGAUGCAUCUGUGAAAAAUCGUAGUGAGAAACAAGUUAGCUUUUCCCCAGAAGUGACCAAAGCAGGGCUGGAGGAUAACCUUGGCGAGUACAACCGCGCAGUAGCUAAACUGAAUACUGCACUGUCGUCUCUGCAGUCUGACAUGAAAAGGCUGUCAGACCAACAGGAUAAGAUGAUGAAGAAAGAAAGUAAAGCUUGGGUUAUACCAGCUCCAAAGUCCUCACCUCCAGCCCAUCGGCCAAAGUCAUCACCCCCCAUUAGACUUACCAGGGAGAUCCAAAUGCCUCGUUCCUCCCCAGCAUCUCCUUCACAGUCGCCUUCACGUAUGGCUCCAAAAUCUCCACAGCCCAACACUAGAAGAUCACUACAGGUACAACCAGUUGCACCUAAGAGUCCCAAAAAUACUCGUCCUGUUGAGCUUAAGAUUCCACCUCUUAACAGAGUACUCCUCGCUCCGCAUAAUGUGGACACCCUACCUCACUUACGUAAAUUUUCCCCCAGCAAAGUUUCUGUCCAGACACGGUCCUCUAUCCAUUUCACAGAUGAAGAAUAUGAAGAUGAGGAAACUGUGCCAAAUUAUGAGGUCCAUGGGAACUCGCGCCCUGUGGCUUCAGUGGUUCCUCAGAGCAGCGGAGUCGGGUCAUUGGCUGAAGAAGAUAAAGAGACAAAACGGAGUAGUUUGAUUGAGAUCCCAUUAUCAGAAUUGCAGCCGAGAGAAGAUGGGGAAGUAGAUGGAAUGGACUCAUUAGAAGGAACUCCAGGGGAGGAAGGAGGACUGCAGAGAGGAGUUGGAUUCUUCUUUAAGGGUGAGGAACGGACAGAGGAUGAGAUGGCACAAAGGAGGGCAGCUCUGCUGGAGAAGCAGCAGAAGAGGGUAGAGGAAGCACGGAAAAGAAAACAAUGGCAAGAGGAGGAAAAAGAAAAGAAAGAGGAGGCCAGUCCACCGCAACAGCAGGAGGAGCAACAGCGCAAGGAGGAAGAAACAGUGCAGCGUCGAGGGGACUUCACCAGGCAAGAGCACCAGCGUCGACAGCAGCUGAAGAUUAUGGAAGAUCUGGAUAAAGUCCUUCGGCAAAAGCCUAUGACCGUUCGAGCUGUUAAAAAACAGCGCCCCAAGACAGUUUUCCAUGACGACUCUGUAAUUUCCCGAAGUCCCAUGAGAGGACUGUUAGGCUCUAAACUAAGUAAAGUCUAUUCUCAGUCCACCAUGUCCCUCUCUACUGUGGGAAAUGACAAUGGUGGAGGAACAUUUAGAAAGUCACCUCGAUCACCAAGAGCCGACUCCCCUUCUGGACUAGUGUCUCCCAACCGGUCUCUCUUCGCGCAGAAUGGAGACAAGGACUGGGACACUGGUUCUACUGCAUCAUCUCCAGCCUCCAUCCCAGAGUAUACAGGGCCCCGUCUGUACAAAGAACCCAGUGCAAAAUCAAACAAAUUUAUCAUCCACAAUGCAUUGUCCCACUGCUGCCUUGCAGGCAAAGUCAAUGAACCGCAGAAGAACAAAGUGCUAGAGGACAUGGAUAAGAGCCAAGCCAACCAUUUUGUCAUCCUGUUCCGUGAUAGCAGUUGCCAGUUUCGAGCGGUUUAUACCUUUUCGUCCGAGACUGAUGAACUUACUCGUCUGGCAGGCUACGGUCCACGAACAAUUAAUUUGUCCAUGGUUGAAGAUAUCUACAAAUACAGUUCGGACCGCAAACGAUUUACUCAGAUACCCAGCAAGACCAUGUCCAUGAGCGUCGAUGCCUUUACCAUCCAAGGUCAUCUCUGGCAGAUCAAAAGGCCCACUACUCCCAAAAAAGCCAGUACACCCAAAUAGAUAUCCACCUUGGAACUGUAAUUUCAGUUGGGGAAGCCUCUUUCCAGCUUCUGUUAAGUCAUGUCCUUUUGCUUCUGAUGUUUUUUUUAUUUUGUUUGUCAUUAGUAUCUCUGGGAAAACUGGUGAGGGAACUAGAGUCCACACUGUAGGCCAGGUAGGUGGCUAGGCAUGAAGA
Molecule: messenger RNA, 4377 nt
Organism: Bufo bufo (common toad)
Lineage: Eukaryota; Metazoa; Chordata; Amphibia; Anura; Bufonidae
Gene: CAMSAP3
Product: calmodulin regulated spectrin associated protein family member 3
Exons: 17
Coding region: 258-4202 (1314 amino acids)
Biological process (GO): negative regulation of microtubule depolymerization; neuron projection development; cytoplasmic microtubule organization
Cellular component (GO): microtubule minus-end
Molecular function (GO): calmodulin binding; microtubule minus-end binding; spectrin binding
Source: RefSeq, a predicted model, not a curated record